AUGCCCCUUCGACUCCGACAGGCAGUAGCUGGACGACCGAAUUUGCUGUCUACGAGGAAUGUAGGGGUCAUCUCAGCUGGAGAACGGGGUCACGUCGUAUACCCUUCCGGAUCGAAUGUGGUCUUACUAACUCCUGAACUGGAAUUGUCGGAUACUCUACCGUUCUGGUCUGCGUUGCCACACAGGGCGUCCACGUCUAAUCCGGGGGUGGUACUGGGUGUAUGUUGUAGUAAUAUCGAUCACCUAAUCGUUGCAUGGACCGAGGUCCAUGUUGUAUUCUGGCAAUAUCUCUCUAGGAAGAAAGCGGGAAGCUGGAGUGUACAUUCAACGAUAGUAGCAUCUAGCUCAAUUAGCAGUUUGGACUUUAGAGCUGGAACACUUGUGCUCGGUACGAAGAAUGGAAUCGAGUACUGGCGUAUGGACCCUCAGGCCGAGGUGGUCGUAUGGGAUAGGUUAUGGGAAAGAACGUAUCCUACUCCUACGAGUAUAUCUCUAUCACCCUCAUCAGGACAUAUAGCAUGGUUCAAAACAGGUCAAAGAUCAGCUUAUAUCCUAGCGACCGAUCGGAACCGUCAAGCAGUCGGUACGGCUCAGGAGAUCAGACAUCCGAGGGAGAUAGCUUGGAUAAGAUGGAGGAAGCCUACUUCAGGAAGCUCCGAUUCCCACCUUUAUACCAUCACCACUAAUUCUGUGUUUCGAAUUUACUCUCCUGUGCUAGAUGAUCCGUUAUGGUUUCAGCUACUCUCAUCGCUCGAUCACAGAGCAUUCGCAAAAUCCUUCGGUCACCCGGCAGGAAAAGGAAAAGAGCCGGCACACAAUGAUUUUGGGUUGAUGUGGGUAUGGGAUGCCGAGGUUCUGAGGGAAGUUGUAAAAGUAGAAUUGGCAAGGAUGAAGGAGAAACACGUCCAAGUACCGCAAGAAACGAUGAAGAUCAUGGAAGGUCUAGAGUCGGAAGAGAGCGAUAUUAUAGCAUGGACAGGAUCUGAUGGGAAUCUAGUACUACGGUCGAUCAUCAACAUCGAAAGGAAACCGCCAACCUUGCUGAAGACACUUCCUCUCACGAAAUGCAAACUCCCUCCUCUCUCGUCCCCCUCUUCAUGGUCACCUGAAACUCAACUUCUGCAUAUUCCAGGCUCUGUGCCAAGCUUACUUGCGGUGCUUGCCCCCUCAUCCGAAUACCCUUCCAUCACUUCCUAUCGACUGUCGUUAGCUGAUGUACUGUCUUCCCGGUCAUUGGCUAUCACACCGACUUCUCGUUCGAUAUCUGCUGAUGAGGCAGGCCCAGUACAACUUCAACAUCCCAUCAGACGUUUCGCUCGUACACCAAAUGGUCGAGGGCUACUCGCUAUCGGAGACAAUGGCGAGCUAGGCACAUGGUACAAACAGCAAUUAAGUCUUCGACCUGGUAAAUGGCAUCUUGGACCUAGAGCGCUGAUAGGGAAAGGUCAUUGGCAGACACCUACUGUCCCGAGUGAAGCAGCUCUUUUCGCCAAGGGACGAGCUAUAGUUUUCUACACCCAGCCAGCUGAUGGUUCAGCGACAAUCACACUGCAACAUCUUGAUUCUGGAUCCACGAAACCUCGAGAACCGGUGAUUCUACCUCAUUUCAAUCCCUCGGCCGACGAUGAUGUGGAGAUGCUUUUAGCGGUGUCUGAUAUAGAUGACGGAUACAGCGGAGGAAGUCGACGUACGCAACGUGCUAUCAUCACAGCGGCGACUAGGAAUGGUGAAGCAUGGGUGUGGCGUGUGAUAUCAAGGAUAACACCUAAAGAAGGUGAUCUGGAAAACCAACCUGAUGUCCAACUCGUUUCGCAUUACAGAUUACCUCUGACCUCAGAACACGAUGAUCACGAGUGUAAACCCAAAAUGAUCUUACCUGUGGACCCGAUGGGAUGGCAUCAAUCUGUCAUUGACUGGACGACUGAUACCCCUCUGCAAGAUAUGAUCCUGACUAUCUCCACCGAUGGUGAUUUGGAAUUUUGGACACCUAAGAUUGGAGGUCAUUUAGCUGGAGAGAAAGCUGAUAAUGAAGUCAAGCAUGGAGAUGCUGCCUGCGAUCAUGAAGGCACGGGUGGAGUCGAAAAAGGAGACGAAGCUUGGAUCAGGACUAGUACGGUGAGGACGGAAAGAAGUAAUGUUAUAAUGGCUAGAUGCAGUUCAAGGAAGAAGACGGUACUGGUCUGUGAGCUUGAUGACGGACGACAUGAGAUGACUAUAUGGGAUUCGAAAGUCAGCGAAUUUUCGACCGGGUUAGAGCUGACGCAUAUAUUUGAGCAAGGUGACAGGAUUCAGGAUUUGGACUGGACGACUACUUCCGAUCUUCAAUCUGUUCUUGCCGUCGGCUUCGCUCAUAAGGUAGUAUUCGUAUGUGAACAACGGAUGUCAUACGUCGAAACCACACCUGGUUGGGCGCCUUUCCUCACGAUCGACAUGGAACGGUAUACGCCUGUACCGAUCAGCGAUUCGAUUUGGCUGGCCGGAGGGUCAUUGGCUGUAGGAACAGGGAACCAGAUAUACUUGUUUAGUCGAUUCUUAGGUAUAGAAUCUCCAUCUUCAUCACCUGCUGGGUCUAUGAAAAGUGUGGCUUUGGAUGAAGAAGAGCCUGAAGAUAUCUUCCAAUUGAUCGCUCAUAGGAAUGGACCGUUGGUGGAUUAUCAUCCGAUCCAAUUGGGACAAUGUCUUCUUUGGGAUAAAGCCGAUCUAGUCAAGAGCAUCCUUAUGGAGUUGGUAAAAAGCUUAAAGCACUGUGAAGAGGAUGGGAAGAAGAGAAUACGUUUUCAGAGAUUGGACCCAUCAGAAUUCUAUUCUAGGAAGAAAAAAGCUAAGAUCAUCAAAGCAUCAACAAAUAAAUACGAUGGUCUAUUUGAUAGCUUUCAGCCUCCUCCUGAUGACGAAGAAGAUGAGUUUACCGAUAAAAUAGUGAACGAGCUUGUCGAACGGCUGAACGGCAGAGUUGCUCUUCCCUUAUCGACCUCCGAGAAAUCAUUCUUAGCGACGAUGGCUCAAGCAACCUUGGAGGCGGAACAGCAGCGGCGAUCACUCGACCUAUGUGGCAUGCGAUACCUCAUCUCGCUGAGGAUGUAUGUAAACUGGGAUAGACUCUCAUCAUCCAAUACACCCAUGUCAUCUUCCUCAACGAACUUCCCCGAUUUCAUCCAAGCUACAAGAGAUGAGCAGAGGAAGAAUCAUUUCUCGUUCCGUAAUAUAGUGUGGGCAAGUCACAGUGAAAGUCAGGAUUUGUUAUUGUCAGCUUCCAAGGAGACUUGUAAGGAUGGAAAGAUGUCAUGGGAAGAUGCGAGAAGGAUGGGUGUUUUCUUAUGGUUAAAACCUUCUGAAUCAUAUAAAUCACAGCUCGAAGAUAUCUCUCGAAAUCGAUUCAUGCAAGAUGAAGAUCGAGAUCCAACUUCAUGCUCUUUGAUCUUCUUCGCUUUGGGUAAAAAGAAAGUAGUUCACGGUCUCUGGAGACAGGCUCCAGGACAUAAGGAACAAGCAUUGAUGCUGAAAUUCCUAACGAACGAUUUCGAGUUGGACAGAUGGAAAACUGCCGCUAUGAAGAACGCUUAUGCUUUGUUGAGUAAACAAAGAUAUGAGUACGCCGCUGCAUUCUUUAUGCUCGGUGGAUCACCCAAAGAUGCCAUCAACGUCUGUCUACGCCAUUUGAAAGAUUGGCAACUUGGUGUAGCCCUUGCGAGAGUGGUUGAACCGAAUGAGAUGGAAGGCAAACCGAUAGGACCAAUUAUGAGAUGGAUAUUAGAAGAUACGGUUUUACCUAUAGCUUUUAGGGGUGGUCAUAGAUGGUUGGCAAGUUGGGCGUUCUGGACUUUGGGUCGAAGAGAUUUAUCAGUUAGGAUCUUGAUUUCGCCAAUGAAUAUCAUUGCUACCGACUUCUCGCCCGAUAAACCUCUGGAAGUGGGUAAUCCGGACAAUGACGAUCCUUCUUUACUCUUGAUGUUCCAACACCUGAAAUCGAAAUCUCUACAAACUGCAAAAGGUACUAAUGAAGUUUCGACCAAGUUGGAAUACGAUUUCGUAUUACACAAUGCUAGAGUCUUUUUCAGGAUGGGUUGUCAUAACCUCGCGUUGGAUCUUCUGAGAUCAUGGUCCUUUGAAAGACCUUUCUUCCCUUCACGUACCAAGCCCAAAACCCAAAGUAUCGCUCCUCCGACACCUAUAUCCGCCACCACUACUUCCACUUCGCCUGUUCGACCUACCAUAAGCGGAUUGGACACUCUCAUUGUAGGACACAGUAGAAGACCCACGUUCAUGCUGACCAGUGAGAAGAGGAGAGAAUCGUUAUUUAUGGAUUUGGAUGUCCUAGCUGUUGAUCAUAGUAAUGAUACUUCCGCUGUACCUACACCUACGACCAAUACUUCUCAAUCACCUAGUCUUGAUGGAAUCGCGACUGCUCCAAAAGCACAGGACGGCAAAAAGGAGGAAGUAAAGGAUGCAGAUGCAGAGGAGGUAGAGAAAAGUCCCCCGCCACCGAAGAAGAUAGGUAAUUUGAUGAAAGAGUUGAAACAGGAUGUUCAACAGGGAGCAAUGGAGUUUAAUAUGGAUAAUUUCUUUUGA
Molecule: messenger RNA, 4569 nt
Organism: Kwoniella botswanensis
Lineage: Eukaryota; Fungi; Basidiomycota; Tremellomycetes; Tremellales; Cryptococcaceae
Exons: 18
Coding region: 1-4569 (1522 amino acids)
Biological process (GO): vacuolar acidification
Cellular component (GO): RAVE complex
Source: RefSeq, a predicted model, not a curated record